CGUCCCCCUCCCCCCCUUGCGCCCAAGUAGCACUACCCUCCCCCUCUCGUCUCCACCCGUCCCUCUCGCCCCCCCCCCUCUUCCGCACGCCCGCGGCCCGGCAUAGAAACCAGGGAACCUAGGCGCCUUUCCCUUUCGGGAAACUCCCCCUUCCCCUCCCUUCCCGCGGCGGCGGCUCUAAUCCCGCGGUUCGUUCUGGUGGCCCUGAUUUGGUGCGGGCGUGCCGUUCCGCUUCCCGGGCCGGCGAAUCCUCAACUCUCCGCUUCGUUUUGUGGCCUGCAGGUAGCCCGCGCGGGGCCGUGGUCCCACCUCUGCGGCGGGAUUCGUGGCCGGCGCGACUCCAGCUUGUGCUUGUGCUUGUGCCCGCCGACUCCAACUCGCGGCUACUGAAUCGUGAGGCGGAUGCUGCGGUGGGCCGUGAUCUUGUUAUCCCAAGCGCGUGGCUAGGUUUCGCGCGGGGAUGGAGGGGACUCGGGCGGCGGAGGCGGCCGGCGGCGGCGGGGAUGUGCAGGUUAAGGGCGGCAAGGAGAGCGGCCAGGCCGCGCAGCAGCAACAUCAGCAUCAGCAGCAGCAGCAGCUGCCGACGGGCAGCGAGCCGGUCGAGAUGCCCGCCACGCCGCUGCCGCACGCCCGCGAAAUCGAGUGGUCGGAGCAUUUCUCCUUCUUCAACUCCAUGGGCACCGGCACCGGCACGGACGGCGUGAUGGGGACGCCCAGCGUCGGGAUGUCGCGCUCCGAGUCGUCCAGGCCCGGCAGCGUCACCCAGCAGCAGCGCUGCCUGGCGGGCUGCAACGCCGACGAGAAGGUGGAGGAGCUCACCGUGAGGAACUGCAUCAGCUCUGAGGCCCAGCAGCCUGCUGCCUCUGCCGGUGGGAGCACUAGCAGCAGUGGGGACAGGCCUGCCGUUAUGCGGGGCCUCUGGGGUAACUUCACGCGCAUGGCCUGGAGGACCGCCGAUGCCGCUAGCAGGGAAGCCUUGGCGGUCAGCCGUGGUGACAUUGCAAACUUGAGGAAUGCUGAUCUGGUCAGCAGGGAAAAUUUGGCCGUCAGCCUUGGCAACGGCAUGGGGUCUCAGCACAUUGAUGCUUCUGGCAAUGGAAUGCCAUUUGGCCGCGGCGAAAAUGUUAAUACGGAGUUCAGUAUGUCAUUUGGUAAUCAGCAGCAGCAGCAUAUCUUGUCUUCACGGCUGAAUCAGAGCGAGCAGCAUAUCUUGUCUUCACGGCUGAAUCAGAGCGAGCAGCAUAUCUUGUCUUCACGGCUGAAUCAGAGCGAGCAGCUUAUCUUGUCUUCACGGCUGAAUCAGAGCGAGCAGCAUGACCUGUCUUCACGGCCAAAUCAGAACGAGCAACAUGUCCUGUCUUCACUGCCGAAUCAGAGCGAGCAGCAUGUCCUGUCUUCACGGCCGAAUCAGAGCGAGCAGCAUGUCCUGUCUUCACGGCCGAAUCAGAGCGAGCAGCAUCCCCCCUCUUCACGGCCGAACCAAAGCGAGCAGCAUAUCUUGUCUUCACGGCAGAACCAAAGCGAGCAGCAUAUCAUGUCUUCACGGCCGAACCAAAGUGAGCAGCAUAUCAUGUCUUCACGGCAGAAUCAAAGUGAGCUGCAUAUCAUGUCUUCACGGCCGAAUCAAAGUGAGCAGCAUAUCAUGUCUUCAUGGCCGAAUCAAAGUGAGCUGCAUAUCCCGUCUUCACGGCCGAAUCAAAGUGAGCAGCAUAUCCAGUCUUCACGGCUGAAUCAGAGCGAGCAGCAUAUCCUGUCUUCACGGCCGAAUCAAAGCGAGCAGCAUAUCCUGUCUUCACGGCCGAAUCAAAGCGAGCAGCAUAUCUUGUCUUCACGGCCGAAUCAAAGUGAGCAGCAUAUCCUGUCUUCACGGCCGAAUCAAAAUGAGCAGCGGUCUGAAAGGGAUAAUGGUCUGAAAGUGAGUAGCUUCUCAAAUAGAAUUAUCGACCAGAUGAGGAGUAAGACUUUGACACCUUCAUCUGGGGUUCAGGGUUCCCCCUUUAAGCCUGUAUUGAAGGGUAAAAGGGUUACCUACCAAGGUUCACGCGAGGAGAUCCAAGUUCAAGCUAAUGCAAGACCCAGAGCCCCUAUGGAUAAGAUCCCUAAGAUUCCUAGCUCAACACACGAUUCUGUGGCCAGAUUGGAUGGUACACUUUUCAGCAGUGGUGGAAAUGUUUCCGAAUCUCAGUAUGAGGGAACGAGCCUGAGGGAACUAAUUAAGCCCGCACGCCAAGCGAUGAGCAAGUUUGAGAAAAUGCAGUUGUUCAAGCAGAUCCUUGAUCAUGUAGACAAAUCCCACGCACAGGGUGUAACCUUACAGCAGUUGCGACCGUCGUAUUUUAUAAUAUCAUCCCCAAACCAAGUAAGGUAUAUCGGUUCUUACAGCAAACAAGAUUUAUCAACCCCAGCCAAACCGGAUAUGGCCGCAGAUGAUGUUUUUAACAGAAAACGAUGCUUCGAUCAGAAAACUUUGCACCAAGAGUGUAAUGGCAAUGGACAUUCAAUCCUGAAGUAUCAGAAGGUUGGUGAACAAGGUUCUGUUGCCGUCAGGCGACCGAUACAUCCCUUCCGGACUGACCACAAAGGGGGCAACCAAAGUGAAGGUGCUGAUCUAGGUGCUUUAGGACAGGGAAAUUCUAGUUGCACCGUCGGAGGUCGUUCUAAGUUUGGCGAACCUUACUAUGGCGGUAAUGCAUCUUAUGGCCAACGUUUUCCUAAUUAUGGCAACCAAGAAUCAGUACUUGAAUUGAGGAUGCUAGAAGAUAGCUGGUACAGAAGCCCGGAAGAGCUCAAUCAAUCGAAAGGCACAUUCCCAUCCAACAUCUACAGCCUUGGGGUUCUUUUAUUUGAGCUCUUUUGCUGCUGUGAAACAUGGGAGCUGCAUUGUGCUGCAAUGUCAGAUCUUCGCCACCGGAUCCUGCCUCCAAUUUUUCUUUCAGAAAGUCCCAAGGAGGCUGGCUUCUGCCUUUGGCUAUUGCAUCCGGAUCCUUUUUCUCGACCAAAAGCAAGAGACAUUCUAGGAUGUGACUUGAUAAAUGAGGGUCAGGAUUUGUCGGUGUUAGAUAAGGCGCCAGCUGCUAUCAAUGAGGAGGACACAGAGUCUGGUUUGUUACUGAAUUUUCUGUCUCAACUGAAAGAAGAAAAGGAGAUGCAUGCUGCCAAGUUAUCAGCAGAUCUUGCAAGCUUGCAGACUGAUAUUGUAGAGGCUGAGAGAAGACACUCGUUGAGGAUGGGGUUCAGUUUAGGGGACAUGGAUGUACCAGCAAGUUCUAAUGAUGUGCCAGGUACUUCAUCAAAUGCCCUGAGAGGGGCAUCGUUGUCAGGUUUGCUAACACCACCAGGCAGGUCAGGCAUAUACGAGGAGAGGGUGAUGAAGAAUUUGCAGCAGCUUGAAAAUGCAUAUUACUCCACGAGGUCCACCAUUGAAACAUCUGAGACUAAUGUAAUUAAGCGUUCCGAUAAUGAUGCUUUAAGGGUCCGUGAAAACUUUAACCACAGUGACGCCGAUGCUAUGAAUGGGCCAACAGACCGCCUUGGAUGCUUUUUUGAUGGUCUAUGCAAAUAUGCCCGGCAUAGUAGGUUUGAAGUACGAGGGAUUUUGAAGAAUGCUGAUAUACUUAACUCUCCAAAUGUGAUCUGCUCUUUGAGUUUUGACCGUGAUGAAGAAUAUUUUGCUGCUGCUGGGGUCUCAAAGAAAAUCAAAAUAUUCGAAUUUGAUGCUCUUUUAAAUGAUCAUGUUGAUAUUCAUUAUCCUAUAGUAGAGAUGCCUAGCAAGUCCAAGCUUAGUUGUGUCUGUUGGAACAACUAUAUAAAGAACUACUUGGCAUCAACAGACUAUGAUGGCACUGUUCAGCUAUGGGAUGCAAGCACUGGCCAAGGGUUCACACAGUUUACAGAGCAUCGGAAAAGAGCUUGGUCUGUGAGUUUCUCAGAGGUGGAUCCAACUAGAUUGGCAAGUGGGAGUGACGAUUGUUGCGUGAAAGUUUGGAAUAUUAACCAGAAAAAUAGCGUGGACACAAUCAGAAAUGUGGCCAACGUAUGCUGUGUACAGUUCUCGCCGUACUCCUCUCGUAUGUUAGCCUUUGGCUCAGCUGAUUACAAGACAUACUGUUAUGAUCUGAGGCAUACAAGGAUCCCCUGGUGUACCAUUUCUGGACAUGGGAAAGCUGUCAGCUAUGUAAGAUUCUUGGAUGCAGAAACGCUUAUAUCUGCGUCAACUGACAAUACCUUGAAGAUAUGGGAUCUCAACCGGACUAAUCCUAAUGGAUUAUCUACUAAUGCUUGCAGUCUGACAUUGAGUGGUCAUACCAACGAGAAGAAUUUUGUAGGCUUAUCCGUUCACGAUGGAUACAUAACGUGCGGUUCUGAAAACAAUGAAGUAUAUUCUUACUAUAAAAGCUUUCCCAUGCCAAUAACUUCCCAUAAGUUUGGUUCCAUUGACCCAAUAACCGGACAAGAGACGAAUGAUGAUAAUCAGCAGUUUGUGUCGAGCGUUUGCUGGAGAGGAAGGUCAAAUAUGGUGGUAGCCGCCAACUCUAGUGGGAGCAUCAAAGUCCUUGAGCUUGUUUGAACAAUCUGUUGAGCAAGUUACAGGAUGAGAAUAUCUAACUGGCUGUGGUUGCCAUGUUGCUUUGGCGACCGUAUGUUUCAUCAAGCAUUCUGCCUUGCCAACAACGAAGUGCCAAGAUAUAUCAAAGGCAGAGACAUCAAAAGCCGUGGAAAAACACACUUCCGCAGUUGAAGCAACCUACAAUUCUGACUAUUGAUGUUUGCUCGAAACCCCCUAUGAAGUGGGCGACUGGAGGGGGUGAAAGGCCUCAGCUACUCUGAAAGAUAAACUUUGUAAGGCGCUUUGACAUAGUAGUCAGCAUCUCAACGAGGGCCUAGGGCUAGGUUUCUGUACAGAUUUAGGGGCUUCAAAUGCCGUGUAUUUACUUUUGAGCUAGAGCCUUACAUGCUAUGUUUACCCGAUCUGAUCCGCAUCUCACGGGAAUCGACGCAGUUUUGAUGUGCAAUGACUAACAGUCUAGUAUGAUGGUCGGAGCAAAACUGCAGAAGGUGACAUUGUUGUCUGAAGGAGUUUAUCAUGCAUCCUGAUGUGUGCGAGUGAUGCAACGAGGGUUUGUGUAUGCCAAUUUUUUUUGUAGCCCCCUUAUUUGAAUAGAGUAA
Messenger RNA from Triticum aestivum (bread wheat), 5166 nucleotides. Its product is annotated as protein SUPPRESSOR OF PHYA-105 1. Gene Ontology annotation, biological process: photomorphogenesis. Lineage: Eukaryota; Viridiplantae; Streptophyta; Magnoliopsida; Poales; Poaceae. Bases 461 to 4567 code for a protein of 1368 amino acids. Gene Ontology annotation, molecular function: protein binding. The transcript is spliced from 7 exons. The record is from RefSeq and is a predicted model, not a curated record.